This is a messenger RNA of Periophthalmus magnuspinnatus, 951 nucleotides long. RefSeq names its product interferon-induced protein 44-like. The transcript has 9 exons. Lineage: Eukaryota; Metazoa; Chordata; Actinopteri; Gobiiformes; Gobiidae. The record is from RefSeq and is a predicted model, not a curated record. The coding region runs from base 1 to 951 and encodes 316 amino acids.
AUGGGGCACACACAUACUAAGGAAGUUGUACAUGUACGGAGCCCAGCUCCUCCUCCUGCUCCACCUACUCCAAUGUUUGAUGAACCAUGGAGGAAGAUCGACUGGGGGAACAAAGAAGAACUUCUGAAGAUGAUAAAUAGGUACACUCCCAGGCAUGGAGAGAAACAUCUGCGUGUCCUGGUGUACGGCCCGGUCGGAGCUGGGAAGUCCACCUUCAUCAACUCAGUGACCAGUGCUCUGUAUGAAAGGAUGUCUAAUGAAGCUGCAGCUAACACCAGUGAUUCAGCCACAAGAAGCUUCACUCUCGAGUAUGAAACUCACUACAUUUUUAAAGAAGAUUCACUUGACGAGACCUACCCUUUUGUCUUCAAUGACAUAAUGGGGUUGGAGGGAGGAGAAAAACAAGGCAUUCAUCCUGAAGACAUCAAACUGGCCAUGAAGGGACAUGUGAGGGAUGGAUACAAGUUUAAUCCAAUGUCUCCACUGUCUGAAGACUCCAAGCAUUACAACCCAAACCCUACAAUUGAUGACCAGGUGCAUGUCCUUGUGCUUAUGCUUUCUGCAAACUGCCCAGAAAUUGACCACUCAGUGAUUCAGAAAAUGAAGGAGGUGAGGGAGACUGCCCGGGAUUUAGGAAUUCCCCAGAUAGCUAUGGGUACGCACGUUGAUAAAGCAUGUCCUGAAAUAAUGAAAGACAUCAAGAACAUCUAUCGGAGCAAAUCUAUGAAGACCAAUAUGGAAGAGUUCAGCAAAGCUGUGGGGGUCCCUCUGAAUUGCAUCAUGGGUGUGAAAAACUACAGUGAAGAAACUGACAAUGAUGCUGAUGUAGACACCCUCCUACUCAUCGCUCUUAAGCACAUUGUUACUAACGGAAAGGACUUUGUCCGUAAGCAAGCUCAUAAGAAAGCUCACUCUCUUGAAGGGGACAUGAGUAAACUAAAUGUAAACUAA